ACCGUGUCUCUGCACUCGGUCCCGCUCCGUCAUGCAAAGGACGGUCAAUAGGCUGUCGAAGUAAACACGGUUCAGGUCCACUUGCUCCAAAGUUCAGUUAAUCCGGCGACAUGGACUACAGGCGAUGCUUCUUGCCGUUGAACGCGGUCACACUCUCGAUUCUAUGCGUUCUGGUGGCAUCUCCAGCUAGCAGGCCGUCGAACAUCUGGUCCCCGACUCCCCGGUGUCCUAUCUUUGAUUUCUCUGACCCGGUGGGCGUGCGUCAAUUGGCAAAAAGAGCUGAUGUCCUCAGAAAUGCGUGUCCGAUGAACGCCCAAAACACAUUGGGCGCAUACAAUCAUGAUGCCCUCGGCUUGGGCGGAGAGUUUCACGGAUUUGAGCUGCGGGUACCUGACUGUAGUCUCUGCUGGAGGUAUUGCACAUUGGGUCGCAUCACAAGUACUCGUCCAAAGGAGCAAACUAAACUUGGUGAUUGUGGCCGAUUGCAUAGGACUGCAUAGGACUGGUCCGAUGGAACGGCAAGCCGAAAUGAAUCCUGAAUUGAGUUUUGUGCGCUGGAUGCUCUAUAGCUAAGGUGCUCUAGAGCCUCUGCGGGAUUCGUGCCCACAAGGCUUCGAAUGGCUUCGACUGCUAACUGGUCCCGACCAAAUGAGUCUGGACCCGGUUGUCAGGAACUAUAUGUGUGUUAUAGCUACCAUUACCAUGAGAGUGCCUAUUCUCUGUCCUUCUGAAAGGCUAACUCAGGAUAGGUCAGCACAUUCAAAUGUCGAUCCUAGCGGACCCUUGCAAGUUGGUAUUUCCCAGAGUUACAGGGUGGUACUUAAUUUAUGUUCGAGAGCACCAGGUUACAAUCAAUAGCACGUA
Suillus clintonianus is the source of this 864-nucleotide messenger RNA. RefSeq lists its product as uncharacterized. The transcript is spliced from 5 exons. Bases 111 to 500 code for a protein of 129 amino acids. NCBI's taxonomy places the organism in Eukaryota, Fungi, Basidiomycota, Agaricomycetes, Boletales, Suillaceae. The record is from RefSeq and is a predicted model, not a curated record.